Penicillium pulvis is the source of this 1617-nucleotide messenger RNA. RefSeq lists its product as uncharacterized. NCBI's taxonomy places the organism in Eukaryota, Fungi, Ascomycota, Eurotiomycetes, Eurotiales, Aspergillaceae. Gene Ontology annotation, molecular function: carbohydrate:proton symporter activity. The coding region runs from base 1 to 1617 and encodes 538 amino acids. Gene Ontology annotation, biological process: transmembrane transport; carbohydrate transport. The record is from RefSeq and is a predicted model, not a curated record. Gene Ontology annotation, cellular component: membrane. The transcript has 11 exons.
AUGGAGGAACCAAAGCAAACAAGCGAAAUCAUCGAAGAUGCUCAAGUGGAAAACAAUGUUGAAGAUGAGCCAUCGAAACAGCCCAUUAUGCGAGCAAAGUCGGAUGAUCUUUCGGUCUGGCAAACCCUUCGCCAGUUCAAGUUCAUCUCGCUGGUCGCUAUGGCUGCAUCGUUCAGUGCCUCCCUGGAUGGAUAUCAGAUCAGUCUGAAUGGCGGAGUCGUCUCCAACAAGGGAUUCAUCGCCCAAUUUGCCUCUCCCGGGACGUCGAUCAUUCCAGGACCAUAUGUGUCUGCUUGGGGUGGUAUCCAAUCGGCCGGUCAAACAGUUGGACAGAUUCUAUUGCAGUAUGUCACGGAGGCCUAUGGGCGUAAGAUUGCUUUGUACCUUAUAUGGGUGGAUCUCGUUAUCAGCGUCUUUAUAGAAUCCUUUGCCACUCAAUGGCAGCACUGGCUUGUCGCGAAAUUGUUUUCGGGAAUGGGUGUCGGCAUGUUGCAAUCUACACUUCCACUCUACCUAUCUGAGAUCGCACCUACUCAACUGCGUGGAUUCUAUAUCAAUGCCUAUAGCUUGUGGUUUGUGCUUGGUCAGAUCUUUGCUUCGGUGGCGCUCAACCGGCUCAACACCUCCGACCCUAUGGACUUCCGGACCCCCAUUUACUCUCAGGCAGGUUGGGCGAUGGUCGGCACUAUCGCUAUCAUCUUUUUCCUAAUUCCGGAAUCACCUUGGUGGCUAGUCAGCAAAGGAAAGAAUGAUCGCGCAGCAAAGAUUUUGCAAAGAUACAAUGGUAAUGUUGAAGGAUACAAUGUCGAAGAACAAAUUAGCGUUAUGGAUGCCACCGUGGUGGAGGAACGCCGGGUCGCUGAGCGCAACUCAGAAAUGGGACAGAUGGCCGUAUUCAAAGGUCGCAACUUGAUUCGAUUCCUCAUUGCAUCCUGGCCAAAGAUUACACAGCAGUUUGUGGGUCUGGCAGUCUUUAACAGCUACGCUACCUACUUUUUUCAAUACGCUGGCAGCAAUGACCCGUUCAUGGUGACGGUCAUCCUCUCAUGUGUCCAGCUUCUAUCCAUGCUUAUGACAGUGACGCUUACUGAUCAAUUCGGUCGUCGACCUUUAACCGUCUACCCUUAUGCAGUGACUGUUGUAUCUGUUUUGUGUCUUGGUAUUAUUGGGUGCUUCGACUACACGAAGCCCGCAACCAGCUCGCUAUUGAUCUUCUUCGCUUGCAUGGCCACAUUUUCUACGACCGGUGCAUCGGCUAUCGGGUACGCGUACGCGGCUGAGGUUCCCCAGCAGCGUCUCCGAGCUCAAACCGCAGGAUGGGCUCUAGCUUUGUCCAAUGGUGUCGCGAUCAUGUUCAGCUUCUGCACCCCACUAAUGAUCAAUAACGGAACAGUUUCGCACUGGGGUGUUAAGACGGGAUUCUUCUUCGCCGGAACCGGAACUGUGGCUGUAGUCAUUGCUUGGUUCAUUUUACCUGAAGUGACACGUCGCACACCUGCAGAAAUUGACGAACUAUUCGAAACGAAAGUCAACCUUCGGAAAUUCAAGGGACAUGUCACUGAAGUUCAAAUGCGCGCAGAUGCAGGUCACUUGGCUGAAAAGGAAAUAGUGGCUUAA